Molecule: messenger RNA, 1764 nt
Organism: Heterobilharzia americana
Lineage: Eukaryota; Metazoa; Platyhelminthes; Trematoda; Strigeidida; Schistosomatidae
Source: the annotation of a GenBank genome assembly
AUGACUACUUUGAUACAGUCAAAUGAAGAGGAACAUGAAAGCAGUUUUCUGAAAUCUGAAGUAAAUAAAACUGAUGAUAACUCAGAACGUCAGUUGAAAAAAUUUACUCAAAAUGGAAAAAGUGAAACAUACAGAAGAACUCGAAUGCAAAAGCUUAAAAAAUGGUUGAUAAACAUCGAUAAUCUAUUCAUUACAUUCACUGUCUUGGCUGUUAUAUUGGGCAUGACAAUUGGAUUGAUCAUAAAAAUUUAUGUUUCACCAUCGCCAAGAACUAUAUAUCUUAUAUCAUUCCCUGGAGAAUUACUUAUGAAUAUGCUGAAAAUGUUGAUUAUCCCGCUUAUUGUAUCCAGUUUAAUUUCAGGUCUCGCAGGUUUGGAUCCUAAAUCAAGUGGAAAAAUUGGUUCAUAUGCACUAAUUUACUAUGUUGUAACUACAAUGCUUGCUGUUAUUUUGGGCAUUGGUUUAGUCUUAUGUAUACAUCCAGGUGAUGCUUCAAUAAAGGCUGAAAUAGGCGAAGGAACAAUUUCAGAACGCAGACCUGAGACAUUGGACUCUUUACUGGAUUUAAUGAGAAAUUUGUUUCCGAGAACAUUGUUCAAGCCUCCUUACAACAACAACAAAGUACCUACGUUACAAUUGUCAAACGUCCGAAUACCAAUUACCUAUGAAGCUGUUCAACCAAAGUAUGUAGACAGCACAAACGUUCUAGGUUUGGUAUCAUUUUCAAUUAUGUUCGGUAUUAUACUUGGUCAAAUGGGUGAUCGAGCUGUUGUUAUGGUACAGUUUUUCUCAAUCCUGAAUGAAGUUGUCAUGAGAAUGGUACAAGUUAUUAUGCUCUAUUCACCUUUCGGUAUAUUCUUCUUAAUUUUGGGUAAAAUGUUGGAAAUUGAAAAUUUACGAGAUACAGCAAGAGCAUUAGGCUUAUAUAUGGUGACUGUAGUAAGCGGUUUGGCGAUUCACUUACUUGGUACUCUAGCAUUACUCUACUUUGUGGCUACACGAAAAAACCCAUAUGUAUUCUACAAAGGAUUGUUUCAAGCUUGGAUUACAGCCUUAGGGACUGCUUCAAGUGCAGCUACUCUACCGAUUACAUUUCGUUGUCUUGAACAAAAUCUUGGCAUUGAUAAACGUGUAACACGUUUUGUACUACCUAUUGGAGCAACAAUCAAUAUGGAUGGUACAGCAUUAUAUGAAGCUGUUGCUUCUAUUUUCAUUGCACAAAUUAAUGGAAAAUAUUUAACAAUCAUUGAAGUAUUCAUUGUAAGCUUGACAGCAACUCUGGCAGCAAUUGGAGCAGCAAGUGUUCCCAGUGCCGGUUUGGUCACAAUGAUGUUAGUGUUGACAUCAGUUGGGUUGCCAACAAAAGAUAUCUCUUUGAUUCUCGCUGUUGACUGGCUACUUGAUCGAAUACGUACAUCAAUCAAUGUGAUGGGAGAUGCAGUCGGUGCAGGUAUUGUUAAUCAUUUAUGUCGAAAGGAAUUAGCUCAAAGUGAUGCUGAAAUUGAAAAAGAAAUUGAUGAAGUUGUUGAAGAGUAUACACGUGAAUUAUCUAUUGGAACAGAUCGUGAAAAGCGUAAUUCAUCUAGUACACGUCAUAGUAAGAAACGGAUGAGUUUAGCUGCAGCAAUGCGUUUACAAGAGAAUGCAUCACCACUUGGUACAGUUAUGACUACUACACAGCCAUUAUCAAAUGAUCUAGAAUCUCCAACAUCAAAAGUUUUUCUACCAACUAGUAUUCACCCUUUUGAUGAAAUUCAUAAGUAG